AAUAAAUUUAAAAUACACCACAAAGUGAAUGAAAUUAGUUUUAAAUAGGGAGAAUCUAUAAAACAAUAGACACACUACCAAGUUAAAAUUUAAUAGAAAUUUAACUAACACACCUUUAUUUUGCUUUUUGCAAUUAGAAGCUAUCAUGAUGUAAUCAUAUAUAUAUAAAUAAGCUUUAAAAUACAAAAGAAGACCUAAAUAACUGCAACCACUUUAAGAAUGGAAAGUGGAUAAUCCUUUGGAAAAAAAAAGUUGAGAGAAAUUCUUAAACCUAUAUAAGAGAAGCAUAUUAAAGGGGAAGACAGGUGAAACUUUCAUUUCAACACCC
Paramecium octaurelia is the source of this 328-nucleotide messenger RNA. Lineage: Eukaryota; Ciliophora; Oligohymenophorea; Peniculida; Parameciidae. The record is from the annotation of a GenBank genome assembly.